AUGGAUGGAGAGCAGAAGGUGAUGGAACAAAAGGCAGGUGACACAUUAGAAGUUCAAAGUCCGUUCAACGCGAGUAAACCGGAAACUGUCCUAUCUUCUCCUCCUCCUCCUGUACAAGAUCACAGUGUCGAUCAAACGGAUGUGGUGUCUGAACAAGCAAAGAAUACACAGAAGCAGCCAGUAUCCAGUGAGUCAGGUGAGAGGAGAACUGAGGCAAUCAAGAGAGAUGCUACACCACCACCACCACCGGGUAAUGGUAGCCAUGAUGACAGUACCAUCGAAGGAACUGAAUUGCCGGCCCAGCAGCAACCAGCGGGUCCACAAAGUAACCUUGGUACUGCACAGUCGCAACAGAACACUAUGGAAGUGCAAAGGCCUACAACUACAGGAGACGAUGAACCUAAAAGUAAUGAUACUACACCCAAUACAGAAUCCUCUGCCCAAACAACUCCACAACCACAAGAAAUUAAUGGAACACAAUAA
Trypanosoma theileri is the source of this 483-nucleotide messenger RNA. RefSeq lists its product as uncharacterized. Bases 1 to 483 code for a protein of 160 amino acids. Lineage: Eukaryota; Euglenozoa; Kinetoplastea; Trypanosomatida; Trypanosomatidae. The record is from RefSeq and is a predicted model, not a curated record. The transcript has a single exon.